UGUACCCACCUUUCCUCCUCCUUCCCUUCCCUUCCCUUCCUCGGAGGCGCCAGGAGCCACCAGCCGGGCUCGCCAUGGCUUCGACCGCGACCUGCACCCGCUUCACCGACGAGUAUCAGCUCUUCGAAGAGCUCGGAAAGGGGGCUUUCUCUGUGGUGAGAAGAUGUAUGAAAAUCACUACAGGACAAGAAUAUGCAGCCAAAAUUAUCAACACUAAAAAGCUGUCGGCAAGGGAUCACCAGAAAUUGGAAAGAGAAGCCAGAAUCUGCCGCCUUUUGAAGCAUCCUAACAUUGUGCGACUUCAUGACAGCAUAUCAGAAGAAGGAUUUCAUUACUUAGUCUUUGAUUUAGUCACUGGAGGUGAAUUAUUUGAGGACAUUGUUGCAAGAGAAUAUUAUAGUGAAGCAGAUGCAAGUCAUUGUAUACAGCAGAUUCUAGAAAGUGUUAAUCAUUGUCACCUAAAUGGCAUAGUUCACAGAGACCUCAAGCCUGAAAACUUGCUUCUGGCUAGCAAGUCAAAGGGAGCAGCUGUGAAACUGGCAGAUUUUGGAUUGGCUAUUGAAGUGCAAGGUGAACAACAGGCCUGGUUUGGUUUUGCUGGUACACCAGGUUACUUGUCCCCUGAAGUGCUGAGAAAAGAUCCCUAUGGAAAGCCUGUGGAUAUGUGGGCAUGCGGUGUCAUUCUCUAUAUUCUUUUGGUGGGGUACCCUCCGUUUUGGGAUGAAGAUCAGCAUAGACUUUACCAACAGAUCAAGGCUGGUGCCUAUGAUUUUCCUUCACCAGAAUGGGAUACAGUGACCCCGGAAGCCAAAGACCUUAUCAACAAGAUGCUUACAAUCAACCCUGCCAAACGUAUCAAUGCAUCAGAGGCCCUCAAACAUCCAUGGAUCUGUCAACGUUCUACUGUUGCUUCUAUGAUGCACAGACAGGAGACUGUUGAUUGCCUGAAGAAGUUCAAUGCAAGAAGGAAACUUAAGGGUGCCAUUUUGACAACUAUGCUGGCUACAAGAAAUUUUUCAGCAGCCAAGAGUUUACUGAAGAAACCUGAUGGAGUAAAGAAAAGGAAGUCCAGUUCGAGUGUUCAGAUGAUGAUAAACAACAAAACCAACGUGGUAACCAGCCCCAAAGAAAAUAUUCCUACCCCAGCGCUGGAGCCCCAAAGUACCGUAAUCCACAACCCUGAUGGAAAUAAGGUAUACACUUUCCAUGCCCCAUAUGCAGCUCUCAGAAAGGAGAGGGAUAUGGAGGUAUCAUGUUCUCCUCAUCAUUACUCUUCUCCCAUUGCUUCAUCUUCCCAGUCGCCAUCUUUGUUGUGUCCCAGCGGCCGCUCCUGCUGUCAGUGUCUCCUGAGGAUUCUGAUCAUAUUCUACCUCCUCAUCUUUGUUUGCUCAUAUGUUGUGUUUCUUUCCAUCCAUUCGGCGGCAAAGUCCAAGAAAGUUACAAAUUCACAGAACCACUUGCAUGAAUUUGGGUCUUCCCAUUCCACUCCUUCCUCUCUUUUAUCUCGUAAGCAGGAGAUUAUCAAGGUUACUGAGCAGCUGAUUGAAGCUAUCAAUAAUGGGGAUUUUGAAGCCUACACGAAGAUCUGUGACCCAGGCCUUACCUCAUUUGAACCUGAAGCUUUGGGAAAUCUGGUAGAGGGAAUGGACUUCCACCGGUUUUACUUUGAAAAUGCUCUGUCAAAAAGCAACAAGCCAAUCCACACGAUUAUCCUGAAUCCCCAUGUCCAUCUUGUGGGUGAUGAUGCUGCCUGCAUUGCAUAUAUACGGCUGACUCAGUACAUGGAUGGGAGUGGAAUGCCCAAGACGAUGCAGUCGGAAGAAACAAGAGUGUGGCACCGCCGUGAUGGGAAAUGGCAGAAUGUUCACUUUCAUCGUUCGGGAUCACCAACAGUACCUAUCAAGUGA
Molecule: messenger RNA, 1907 nt
Organism: Pogona vitticeps (central bearded dragon)
Lineage: Eukaryota; Metazoa; Chordata; Lepidosauria; Squamata; Agamidae
Source: RefSeq, a predicted model, not a curated record